Molecule: messenger RNA, 1296 nt
Organism: Penicillium bovifimosum
Lineage: Eukaryota; Fungi; Ascomycota; Eurotiomycetes; Eurotiales; Aspergillaceae
Product: WD40 repeat domain-containing protein
Exons: 5
Coding region: 1-1296 (431 amino acids)
Molecular function (GO): protein binding
Source: RefSeq, a predicted model, not a curated record
AUGAAAGAAGAAGCGGCCAGAGAGAGCCGUAGUUGGUGUGAAUAUCUUGGAAGCAGUGAUGUUGUCCACGUCGUCGUCGACGGCGACGGCGACAACGCCGGCUCGGGCGAUACCGACGCCGAUUCACGGCAGAUAUUCCGACAUCAACCCUCUUUCAUUCCCCAAAGACCACAGAUUUCAUCUGUUCCUGGCUUGCCCGAAGGCCAGCAGGCAGAGAUGGAGAUCGAGGAACGUGUUUAUGAAUGGUAUCCCCAAGCAGCACCCCUAGACUUGCCACUGGGCGCAGACAUUGUUGAAUGGCAAAAGGGCUAUCUCGUUCUCUGCGAGCGGGAGCGGGAUGUCUUUCCUGGCAACCACAGGGACCUGUUCGCCUUCGAUGUGACCAUCGGCGCACUCAAAGCGCUGCCCAUGAGAUGGGGCCCGGUGGACGAUGGACCCGUUCGCGCCAUGGCCUCAUAUGCCCCAUAUGAAAUGGCACAGUCCCUCAUCACUGGCCAUGACAAUGGCAUCUUGCGCGUUUGGAAGCUGGAAUCUGGCCAACUCGUUCGUCGGCUUACGGGCAUUUCUGGCACCACAUGUCUUGAAGUGGAUGGUAACACAGCAAUUGCUGGCAGUCACGGUGGAGCGAUCUGUGUCUGGAACCUUGUAGUCCAGUAUACAGACUACCCGCGAAAGGUCAUGAGAGGCCACGACGGUGCCGUUCACUGCCUCCAAUCCAAAUAUGGCAUUCUGAUCAGCGGCGGUGAGGAUAAGACAGUCCGGUGCUGGGAGCUCCAGACCGGUGUAUGCACGCAUGUGCUCCCAGGCUAUUCGCUGCCAAUCCAUUUCGUAUGCUUGGAGGGGCUCGAUUUCGUGACAGUGGGUACCGGCAGGGGAACGGGAUCGAACAUUACCCACUGGCGUUUGCGGCCCAAUGACCUGGGGAUUCAAGGUUUAUACCAUGGAUAUGACGCCGCACCCGAACCCACGACUCACCUGAGGCUAGCCAGCGGCUAUUCAGUCUCUGUCCGUGAGGAUGGGCUGGUGUCAAUUUGGCACCUGAGGAGCCAUCAAUUCACCACCAUUCACGUUGGUUGCAGCGCUGUGGUAGCUUUGGAUAACAAAGGACCUGUGGUGGUGUUGGCCAUGGCAAAUGGCUCUGUAUGGCUGGUUGACAAGCGGAUCGACUUCUGUGCCUCCAUUUUGGACGGUGUUGAUAGGAUUUGGAAGGUACGGGUCAUUAGUACAUCCCAAGUGAUGGUGGCAUAUGAGAGGGGAGGCUUGUGCUGGAUUGCCACUUUUGACCUGACCUGUUGA